ACAGCAUCGAGCCGCCUUCCCCCCUCACACUGGCAGUCCACGAUCCCUCACUACUUGUUCGCAAUUGCAAUCCGGAACUACCUCACCGUCUAUUACGCCCGAUAGCCCCGACUUGUGCUUGUCAAGAUGCCUCUUCAGGCUGUGAUGCUGGUAGUGGACAACUCGGAGAGCAGUCGAAAUGGAGAUUACACACCGUCCCGCUUUGACGCUCAGGUCGAUGCCAUAAAUAUCAUAUUCGAUAGUGUGACACAGGGAAACCCGGAAUCGUCCGUUGGCCUGAUGAGCAUGGGCGGCAAAGGACCCGAGGUCCUUUCGACGUUGACAACGGAGCGAGGAAAGCUGUUGGAAGGUCUACACCGCACCAAGAAAAAGAUAUCUGGUUCUUCGCACCUUGCCACGGGCAUUCAAAUUGCUAGUCUUGCCCUGAAGCACCGACAGAACAAAUCGCAACGCCAACGCAUCAUUGUAUUUGUAUGCUCGCCUGUAGCUGAUGAUAAAAAGAAACUGGUCAGUCUGGCCAAGAAGAUGAAGAAGGGAAAUAUCGAUAUCGACUUCAUCUUGUUUGGUGAUCUGGACGACGACGAUGUACAGAACAAGUUGGAGGCCUUCAAUGAGACUGUGAAGGGUAGUGAUAACUCUCAUCUUGUUGUCGUCCCUCCAAGUGGCAAACUUCUCAGCGAUCAACUUCUUUCUACACCGAUACUUGGCGAGGGAGCAGCGGGUGGCUCUGGAGGUGGCGGCAUGACCGAAGGCGGAGGAGAUUUCGGUGGUUUCGAUUUCGACCCAAGCGCUGACCCAGAAUUGGCGCUCGCCCUACGCAUGAGUAUGGAAGAGGAGAAUGCCCGACAGGCCAAGGCCGCUAGAGACGAAGAGGCCGCCAAGGGCAAGACGAACCUAGAUGAUAUUAAGGAGGAGGGCGAGAACCAGCCUCUGCUAAAUGAUCGAGGCGAGCCAAGUGGUGAUAAGAAAGACAAGGACAGUGGUGACAAGAUGGACACAUCAUAAUCCGAUGGGUCCCCCCUUUGAAAUACCUGAUGCAUGCAUGAAUUUGGGUGUUAGGAGUGUAUACUAUUAGAUGACGAUUUGAUACACUAGGCUUAGAGGAAAUAGUUGUCCCAAGAUCAAGGCCACAUAGCUACGACUUCAUACUUGAUGAAAAAAACCCGUUUAUUGCAAAGAAACCAUUCACUCCUAAACGCCAUGCCAUGCAAAGAACCCCUAGACUAU
This is a messenger RNA of Xylaria bambusicola, 1227 nucleotides long. RefSeq names its product von Willebrand factor type A domain-containing protein. Gene Ontology annotation, biological process: proteasome-mediated ubiquitin-dependent protein catabolic process. The transcript is spliced from 2 exons. Gene Ontology annotation, cellular component: nucleus; proteasome regulatory particle, base subcomplex; cytosol. The record is from RefSeq and is a predicted model, not a curated record. Gene Ontology annotation, molecular function: polyubiquitin modification-dependent protein binding. NCBI's taxonomy places the organism in Eukaryota, Fungi, Ascomycota, Sordariomycetes, Xylariales, Xylariaceae. The coding region runs from base 127 to 1005 and encodes 292 amino acids.